AUGGGAGUCGCAAGCUUUUCCAGAGUUGCUGCGGAAUGCAUCAAUGCUUUCAACCUCGAAAGUAGACUGGCUGCCUGCACGCAGCAAGAGGGGCCGUCCAAGGAACAAGACGCAAAGAAGAUUGGCCGCAACCCAGACACGGAUUCUGGAAAAGAACAGUCUGGUCUCCGGAGUUCCCUGCAGGUGAAGGCCAAAGUCCGUGCAGAGAUCUUCGCCGCCCUGGAUGACGAGCAGGUGCAACGUCCACAGCUGCCGCGUGAGAAUGCCUUGAUCAACGAGCUCAUCAAAGAGUACUUCGAGUACAACGGUUACUACCACGCGCUGUCUGUGCUGCUGGCCGAGAGCGGCCACCCUGAGGAGCCGCAGUUUGAUCGGCGAUUCCUGGCCACAGAGCUUCGCCUUCGCGAGGACGAUCGCAGCAGGUCCCACCCGCUGAUUUAUGCGCUCGUCCGCGGUGGUGCAGAUGCUGGCUCGGGGCCGGCACACGAGGAGCAUACAGGCCCGGUGCCCCAGCAGGUGGACAGCCCCAAGACAGCAGGCUCCAUCGGGACUUUUCAAGGCAAGGACAGCUGCACAUCUGGCCAGCUUGCUAGCCUCGACCCAGAGACGACAGCAGGCCAGCGCCGGAGCCGUGGCCAGAGUGGCCUGAAUGGCCUGACACAGGUCCUGUCCGCUGUACGUCCCGAGGUGGGCCGCAUCCUCGAAUCUGCACUCGGCAACCAUGAGAUUAGCGCAACGGAUGCCGAGGUCCUGUUCAGGACCACCGGCGCCGAACUCCCGGCUUUGGCGCGCGUGGCAGACGAGCUCCGUGCCCAAACAGUGGGUGGCGAAGUCACGUAUGUCCGGAACCGAAACAUCAACUUCACGAAUGUGUGCGUGAAGCGGUGCGGGUUCUGCGCCUUCAGCCGCACUGGCAUUGACCAUGAAGGCUACUUCCUGCCAGUAGACGAGAUCUUGCGCCGAGCAGGCGAGGCGCAUGCACUGGGAGCGACCGAAGUCUGCAUCCAGGCUGGCCUUCCACCGGACAUGGAUGGGUCUUUGUACCCGACCAUUGCGCGGGCCCUCAAGUCGGAGUAUCCCUCGCUGCACAUCCACGCCUUCUCCCCCGAGGAGGUCUUGUGGGGGGCAAAGCGGUCCAGGUGCUCCGUGGAGGAGUAUCUACUGCGGCUGCAAGAAGCUGGCGUCGGCAGCCUGCCAGGUACCAGCGCCGAGAUACUGGAUGACGCCCUCCGUCAGCAGGUCGCCAAAGGGCGGCUGUCCGUGUCGCAGUGGGUCGAGGUGAUCUCCACUGCCCACCGGCUUGGCUUACCGACCACGGCCACGAUGAUGUUCGGCUUCUGCGAGACACCGAAGCAGCUGGCUAGUCACUUUGUCCUUCUCCGGGACAUUCAGAAGCGUGCGCAGGCUGCUGGGCAGCGCGGCUUCACGGAGUUCGUACCCCUGGGCUUUGUGGCCUCCGAGGCACCCAUCUGGAAAGCCUCCGAGUCCAUCAGAGUGCGGCCCGGGCCCACUGGCGCUGAGGUGCUGCGUGCGCACGCUGUUGCCCGGCUGAUGCUGAAUCCUGCGCUCCCGGGGGGUGUGCGAAACUUGCAGGUCAGCUGGGUGAAGGAGGGAUUCCGCAUGGCGCAGCUGAUGCUCAAUGCGGGAGCAAACGACCUCGGUGGCACCCUUAUGAACGAAAGCAUCUCCACGGCAGCUGGCGCCCAAUACGGGCAGCUGGCCAAGCCUUCGGAGCUUCGUCGUCUUGUCUGGGAGCUUGGGGGGCGCUCCGUGGCUGAGCGGCGCACAACCUACGACAUCGUGCAACGCUUCGAGAGCCCGGCAUCUGACUCUUGGGAGUGCUUGGCAGAGGCCGAGACCCGUGCGGAGAGCCGCGAGGCCCCAGCGAAGUCCUUGGAGGAGGUUGCAGACUCUGCGGACACCUUCGGCUCCUUCCACCGGCUAAUCGCUUCCCCCAACUUCCGGUUCCGGGAGCAGCGCAAGCCCACCAGCACAGCGUUGGGAGAGGCGAUUGCACCCAGCAUGCCUGGCUCGGGUGCUCGGCGCUUCUUCGCGUCGCCUGCGAUGCGUGUCGUCACCUAUUCUCCCUCCUACACCAUGGUGCCAAGCUACGAGUGCUUCAAUGCUUGCACCUACUGCAACUUCCGCAGCCCUGUCACGAAGGAGGGCCAAGAUUGGAUGUCCGAUGCGGCCGCUCGGAAGAAGCUCACGGCCCCAGGCCUCGCGACGGUGGAGGAGAUCCUGGUGAUGGCCGGCGAGGUCCAUCCUGCCGCGCCCAACCGUGCCGCAUGGGUCCAACGGGCAGAAAGCAUCUGCUUAUUGGCUCUGGAGUAUGGCUUUCUUCCCCACACGAACAUCGGGCCCCUCAGCCGCGAGGAGAUGCAGCGCCUGGCAGCCGUCAACGCCUCUAUGGGCCUGAUGCUGGAGCAGGCAGCUCCCUUGCCAGUGCAUCGCUUUGCACCGAGUAAGCAGCCAUCCAUUCGCCUGGAUCAGCUGCGUCAGGCCUCCUGGUGGGCAUCGGCGAGGAUGCCGACCAAAGGCUGGUGUCGCUGGAAGUCCUCGCAGGCCUCGCUGAGGAGUUCGAGCACAUCCAGGAGGUAA
Symbiodinium natans is the source of this 2601-nucleotide messenger RNA. The record is from the annotation of a GenBank genome assembly. Lineage: Eukaryota; Dinophyceae; Suessiales; Symbiodiniaceae.